Messenger RNA from Myotis myotis, 4466 nucleotides. RefSeq names its product zinc finger protein 624 (gene ZNF624). Lineage: Eukaryota; Metazoa; Chordata; Mammalia; Chiroptera; Vespertilionidae. The record is from RefSeq and is a predicted model, not a curated record. Bases 565 to 3099 code for a protein of 844 amino acids. Gene Ontology annotation, biological process: regulation of DNA-templated transcription. The transcript is spliced from 8 exons.
CCCGCCCCAGACGCCAGGUCCGGUGCUGCCGCACCUCCCGGCUCUGUCACCUGGCGCGCGGGCGUGGCCGCUCCUGCAGAGCCCUGAACCCGUAGACCCGCCCCUGGGGCGACUCGGGCUGGGCCUCCUGCCCGCCUGGUCGGACUCAGCGUCCGCUCGGCCUCCCUGCCCGAGGCGACCGGGCCCUCGGCGCGCUGGGGUGGGAUCGCUCCGCGCGGGGCGGGGCGGGGCUGGGGGCCCUCAGCCGCACCUCCCCUCUCUGCGUCCCCGCCGUGGGCCGAGAAGGGCCGCCCGGGAAAGAGGGUGCGGCUGCGGGGGGCAGUCUCUGACCUGGCUUCUGAUCCCGCAGGAUGGGCGACCUGUCAGGUACUGCUGCUGCACUGUGAGAUGGAAAGUGGUUCAAGAAACUCCAAGCACGAAGCAGAAACUCAGCUGAGGGAGCUGAGCCCAUUUUCAAAGGGCUCCACGUAUCAACUUUUCACAUCACAACAAGCUGAUUUAGUGGAAAAGACAUGUCUAUAGGACUCCACUCCUUCUAGGGAGGGGAACAAAGAGGCAGAGAUCAUGGCUGCUGUGAUUUCUUCAGCUGGAUCUCUGACUCUUGAAGUUUCCCAGCCAGGUGAAGAUCAUCUUCAGGCAGAAGAACCAGCAUUGGUAAAGGAAUCAGUGACAUUUAAAGAUGUGGCAAUAGACUUCACAUUGGAAGAGUGGAGGUUGAUGGACCCUACACAAAGGGGCCUGCACAGGGAUGUGAUGCUAGAGAAUUAUAGGAAUCUUGUCUCCCUGGGGCUUACAGUUUCCAAACCCGAUAUGAUAUCUCGUUUGGAGGAUAAAAAAGGACCAUGGGUGGUAAUGAGAGAAAUUUCAAGAGCCCCCUAUCCAGAGUUGGAGACCAAACCAGCAACCAAAUAUGCUAUACUAACAGAGGAUAUCUUUGAAGAUUUGUCACAGGAAACCAGAGUAGAGAAACUUGCAGAGAAUGGUCUAUGGCACUCCAGAAUGGGAGGAUUGUGGAAAUGGAAUGACAGGAUAUUGAGACUGCAAAAUAGUCAGGAGAGUCAGAGCCAAAUAGUUACACAGAAAAAAAUUCACACUGGCCAAAGAGGCAUUAAAUUUGGGUCUAUAUUUUGUCCAGAGCCAGGAGUUACCACAGAAGAGUUCCACAGCAAAUGCCAAAAUCAUGAGGAAAAUUUCACAGAGAAUUUAGAUUUGAAUACAGAUACCCAUUUGGGGAAGAAAAAUUGCAAGGAUACGGAAGGCAGCAAUACUAUAAAGCCUGCUUCAGAACUUACUUUAAGGGGAAAAAAUAAUAACAAAGAAAAACCCUAUAAAUGCAGUACAUGUGAAAAGGCCUUUUGUUAUAGGUCAUUACUCAUUCAGCAUCAAAGAACUCACACUAAAGAAAAACCUUAUGAAUGUAAUGAAUGUGGGAAAAUGUUUAGUCAGCCUUCAUAUCUUAGUCAACAUAAAAAAAUUCACACUGGAGAAAAACCCUAUAAGUGUAACGAAUGUGGAAAGGCCUUUAUUGCUUCUUCAUCACUGAUGGUACAUCAGAGAAUUCAUACUAAGGAGAAACCUUAUCAGUGUAAUGUCUGUGGAAAAUCUUUUAGCCAGUGUGCACGCCUUAAUCAGCACCAGAGAAUUCAAACUGCAGAGAAGUCCUAUAAAUGUAGUGAAUGUGGGAAGGCUUUUAGUGAUAAGUCAAAACUUGCACGACAUCAAGAAACUCACAAUGGAGAGAAACCCUUCAAAUGUAAUGAUUGUGGGAAAGCCUUCAGGAAUAAGUCAUAUCUUAGUGUACAUCUGAAGACCCAUACUGAAGAGAAACCAUAUAAAUGCAAUGAGUGUGGGAAAUCCUUCAAGAAUACCACAAUUUUUAAUGUUCAUCAGAGAGUUCAUACUGGAGAGAAGCCCUUUAGAUGUAAUGAAUGUGGAAAAGCCUAUAGAAGUAAUUCAAGCCUUAUUGUACAUAUAAGAACUCAUACUGGGGAAAAACCCUAUGAAUGUAAUGAAUGUGGAAAAGCAUUCAAUCGUAUAGCAAAUUUCACAGAACAUCAGAGAAUUCACACGGGAGAAAAACCUUAUAAAUGUAAUGAAUGUGAGAAAGCAUUCAUUAAUUAUUCAUGCCUUACAGUACACCACAGAAUGCAUACAGGAGAGAAACCUUAUAAAUGUAGUGAAUGUGGAAAGGCCUUCAUGCGUUCCUCAUCUCUAAUUAUACAUCAACGAAUUCAUACUGAAGAGAAACCUUAUCUAUGUAAUGAAUGUGGGGAAUCGUUCAGAAUAAAAUCACACUUAACUGUACAUCAGAGAAUUCAUACAGGAGAGAAACCGUAUAAAUGUACUGACUGUGAAAGGGCAUUCACAAAAAUGGUAAAUCUUAAGGAGCAUCAGAAAAUUCAUACUGGAGUGAAACCCUAUAAAUGCUGUGAUUGUGGAAAAUCCUUCAGGACUAAGUCAUACCUUAUUAUACAUCAAAGGACCCAUACUGGAGAAAAACCAUAUAAAUGUAAUGAAUGUGAGAAAGCUUUUACUAAUACAUCACAGCUUACUGUGCACCAAAGAAGGCAUACUGGAGAAAAACCCUAUAAAUGUAAUGAAUGUGGGAAGGUUUUCACAAGUAACUCAGGAUUUAAUACCCAUCAGAGAACACAUACUGGAGAGAAACCUUUUAAAUGUAAUGACUGUGGGAAAGCAUUUAGCCAGAUGAUACAUGUCACAGAACAUCAGAAAAUCCAUAGUGGAGAGAAACCCUAUAAAUGUGAUGUGUGUGGAAAAGCCUUCAGGAGGGGUUCAUACCUUAUAGUGCAUUGGCGAACACAUACUGGAGAAAAGCCCUAUACAUGUAAAGAAUGUGGAAAAGGUUGUAUUACUCUCUCACAGCUAACUCUGCAUCAGCGAAUUCAUACUGGGGAGAAGCCCUAUAAAUGUGAAGAAUGUGGAAAAGCCUUCAGAACAAACUCAGACUUUACUGUACACCUAAGGAUGCAUACUGGAGAAAAACCCUAUAAAUGUAAUGAAUGUGGAAAAACCUUUAGGAGUAGCUCCAGCCUUACUGUACAUCAAAGAGUACAUCAGAGAAAAACUCAGUUAAUAUAAAGAAUAAUAAGUCAUCCAGUUGUCUAUAAGAAAAAUCAUAAUCUGUAUAUAUAAUGAAAGUGGGAAGACUUUCAGGAAUCAAUUUACCAGAAGAUACACACAGAAAAAAAUAGUCUAUAAACAUAUGAAUGAGGAAAAACAUUUAAUCAUAUUAAAUCUUAUAAGGAAAUUCACAAUGGAGUGCAAUAAUGGACAAAUGAAAGCCUUUAUCCAGGUUUGAUACUUUAUUCAUGUAACAGGUUAUCUCUAAUGAAUUGCCUAUAUACUUUUGCCUUUUUUUUUCUAUUGGUUUGUUUAAUAAAUCUGGAAGUGCUCUUUUAUAUAUUUUAGAUAUUCAUCUUUUGUAAUCUGUGUUGCAGAUGUUAAUCUGUAUAUAUAAUGAAAGUGGGAAGACUUUCAGGAAUCAAUUUACCAGAAGAUACAGAAAAAAAUAGUCUAUAAACAUAUGAAUGAGGAAAAACAUUUAAUCAUAUUAAAUAUUAUAAGGAAAUUCACAAUGGAGUGCAAUAAUGGACAAAUGAAAGCCUUUAUCCAGAUGAACAUGGAAACAGGUAUGGAAGAAUCUACACCAGACAGUUAACAUUGGUUAACUUGAAGGGAGGCGGAGAAGAGGAGAAGUAGAUUAUGAGUAAGGAAAAAGACUGGGGAAAAAGAGAAAUGAAAGUGCAACAUGUAUGGUACAAAAUUCUAUGUAAAAUUAUGUAUUUGUGUGAACUUUUGAGAUCCAUGAAUGAAGGGAUGGUCUCCAAAACUUGAUGGCUGUUUCAGAGUUGGUGGAGUAUUAGGUGUUUUUUGUUUAACUUUUCUGCAUUUUUCUAUAUUUUUUUGUUUUUCUUUCCAAUGAGCAUGUAAUAUUUAUAUAAACAGGAAAAACCUAUUUUUCUUGUGAAGCUAAUUCAUCAGACACCUGAUAUCAGCUAGGAAUCACCCUGGAUGCUGGAUGUACAUUGGUGUGGGGAGGUCUGGUCAUGGAUCUAAGAAUGUGGGAAUUGGUUUUGAUGUUGCCUAGAUUCCAAAGUUACACAGCACUUCACUCCCCAACCCUCUGUGUUUCAUUUGGAGGAGGUAAUAGAAAUUUUAUAUAGAUGGAAAACAUAUUCAAGAAUAUCUAGACUUGUGUCUAUGCUGUAGAGAAGAAGACCACAAGCCUCAGAAAGAAGUUCCACUUUUAACAUGGUGCCAAAAUAAAGGUCAUAAUAGUAAUAAGUUCUGUGUAUAGCCUCACAGAACAUUGGAGUAUAGAGAGAGGAAAUAGACCAGGACUCCCAAGUCCACAUUGAAGGCUAGGAAUACUAAGAGAGUCCUGGGAAACCAGAAGCUGUGGACCUGAUACCAAAAGGCUCUAACACAGCGGUUCUCAACCUGUG